AUGUCUGACCCUCGUCCAAAAGUUGGCACCAGAAAGUCCAAUAGAGGCAACACCAACGAGCGUUUCCAGUUCCUCAAGCCACGCUCUUCGUCGCGCAACCGCUCCGCUUCACGCCCUUCGUCAACACACUCCGAUUCUGAUUCCGAUUCCGACCCAGAUAACGAUGCCAGCCAGUCCCAACGGCCCUCUGCGUCCACUCACGCCUUGCCCUCGUUUUCACGCUCGAUCAAUCCGCACCACCAUUCCAGACGAAACGAUAUCGAGGAGGACGCUAUCGACACCAUUCAAAUCAACAGUGGCAACGACCUCGGAGACUUUGACGACGGCUCCGACGACGAAGAAGAUGAAGAUGGCGCAGCCCACUACAACAUGCACAACGGAGAAGAAGUUGACCUAGGUUCAGACGUACGCUUGACUUCUCCCGCUGGGUCUUCUGUUUCGCCGAGAGCAGAACAGGAGGCCACUGCCACCUUGUAUCAAUCUUCAGAAGAUGAUGAGAAAACAGAUCCCAAGGCUUCCGGUAAAAACUCUCCCACAGAUGUCAACACAUCCGAGGCACAUUCUAACCCUUUUAUCAAUCAAACGCCGCCAGAAGAUGAAAAGAACAACGGAGAUUCUUCAUCGGAUGGAGAAGACAAAGUUGAUAACUUUAAGCGGUUUUUCCGUAGAAGAUCCACGACACGCCGUACUUCCCAUGACUCAAGACCCAGCGCUGGAAUGCAUUCGUUGAAAGAGGAAGGUGAAGAUGACGAUCAGGGUUUUUUCAAUAAAUUUCUACAAUAUACAGGAGGCGGGAUGACUCCUGGGCUUGAAAGGUCCAGUACUCAAAAAUCGCGGCCGGACCAGGAACACAUUUCGGGCCAGGAGAAUUUAGAAGAGCCUGUGGAUACAUUGGACAUUACUGAUGCGGCCCAACAAAUUUUGCAAUCGCAUGGUGCUACCACUCUCAAAGAUCGCGAUAUAGCUGCUCAUGGGACCCUAGGCAACAAUAAUACCGGAAAUGGCGGUUCUGAGCUACGUGAUUCUUAUCUUGAUGCUGCCGCCAAUAAUCCAUCUGAUGGCGAAACAAUGGUUCACUCUGGGCACGAAUCCUUCUUCGCCCCUAGAGUCGGGCACUAUGAUGAUAUUGACAAUGAUGAUGGAUUCAACCCCUUAAUGGAGGACGAGUCUUUCAUUGCUGCACCUGACAGGGUUCGCGGUGGUGUUUUAGGUUCAUUGCUAAAAUUAUAUCAAAAUCAAGAUGAAGCGGCUACUCAGUCUCAAAUAUCUUUUGAAACCACUCCGGAGCCUGUGGACUAUCAUGAUGCCGAGUCUGUGCCACUCACAGGUAUGACAGAAACUGGUUCGAUAGCGCCACAGCCAGGCAAAAAGUCUAAGAAAAUAUCCUUCAAUACUCCAUCUUUCGCUGGAAUGAAAGGUAAAGCGUCACAACUCCUGAGCUCGGAGCACUUGCCCAACAAUGGUAAACUACCCAAUUUCAAGGCUACGAGACCCAAAAUGAAGAACGUCAAAAGUGUUGCGAAACAGGCCAACAAGCUUCGCCGCAAACAAAAUGCCGAAGCUAGAAUCACAGUCCACAUUGCAGCUUUACUACAGAGACAAAGAUUCAUUCUACGUUUGUGCAAAGCGUUAAUGCUUUACGGAGCUCCUACCCAUCGUUUGGAAGAGUAUAUGGUAAUGACCUCGCGCGUUUUGGAGAUUGACGGACAAUUUCUGUAUGUCCCUGGAUGUAUGGUAGUAUCUUUUGGUGACGCCACAACAAGAACGUCGGAGGUGCAACUAGUGAGGUGUGCUCAAGGCUUGAACUUAUGGAAGCUGCAUCAAGUUCACUCGGUCUACAAGCGUGUUAUUCAUGACUUGACGAGUGCAGAAGAGGCUAAUAUGACUAUCGAUCGUAUUUUGAAGGAAAAGAAUCUAUAUCCUGCAUGGGUUUGUGUUUUACUGUACGGUUUCUGUGCAUCAAUGGUCACACCUUUUGCUUUUAGAGGUACUUGGAUUAAUGUGGCAGUGUCUUUUGUGAUAGGCUUAUGUGUUGGCUGUUUGCAAUUUAUUGUUUCCCAAAGAUCUAGUUUGUAUUCAAACGUUUUUGAGGUCACCGCUUCUAUCGUGGUAAGUUUCUGUGGCAGAGCUCUAGGAAGUAUUCCGAAUAGCGAUAUCUGCUUUGGUGCCACGGUCCAAGGCUCCCUAGCCCUUAUUUUGCCUGGCUUUAUCAUUCUCAGUGGUUCUUUGGAACUGCAAAGCAGAAACUUAGUUGCUGGGUCUGUCAGAAUGUUUUACGCCAUCAUUUAUUCUUUGUUUUUGGGUUUCGGUAUCACGCUAGGUGCAGCUCUAUUUGGUUGGAUUUACCAUGAUGCUACAAACGAAACAACGUGCGUUAAGGUUAUUCCUGACAUCUACAAGCUGCUAUUUGUUCCCGCAUUUUCGAUCGGGUUGGCCUUGAUUAACCAAGCUAGAUGGUCACAGCUUCCUGUCAUGACUUUUAUCUCGUGUUGCGGGUAUGCAGUUACCUAUGGUACUGGUCUGCAUUUUAAAAAUUCUACCGAGUUUACGUCGGCAAUCAGUGCUUUCGUCAUUGGAAUUCUUGGUAACUUGUAUUCCAGAAUCUGGAAGGGACUUGCCGUCUCAGCCAUGUUGCCGGGUAUUUUUGUGCAGGUGCCUUCAGGUGUUGCCUCUCAGAGUUCAUUGUUGGCAGGCGUUCAAAGUGCUAACGCAAUCGUGAACUCAUCUGACUCUUCUUCUACUAGUGAAGCUAAUGAUCUUUCUGGUUCCAUGAGUUUUGGUGUCACUAUGAUUCAAGUAUCCAUUGGCAUUUCAGUUGGACUUUUUGCUUCUACCAUCUUUGUUUAUCCAUUUGGUAAGAAGAAGACCUCUCUGUUCACUCUUUGA
Molecule: messenger RNA, 2886 nt
Organism: Lachancea nothofagi CBS 11611
Lineage: Eukaryota; Fungi; Ascomycota; Saccharomycetes; Saccharomycetales; Saccharomycetaceae
Source: the annotation of a GenBank genome assembly